AUGUCAACCGGUCAACCAUCACCGCCACUACAAAAGCCGCCAGGCUACCGUGACCCAAACCUCCCAAUUCCCCGUCACGGGCCCCCGAAGCCCACAACCCUCCCGCCUUCCUUCCAACAGCACAAAUCCCACCGGCGGGCCCACUGCUGCCGGACUUUUUGCUGCACCAUAUUAAUCCUCAUCUUAAUCCUAACCCUAAUCCUCUUCACGGCCGGCGCCUUUUUCUACCUAUUUUUCCAGCCCCGUAUGCCGGAAUUCCGCCUGGAAUCUGCUGACGUGGAAAAGUUCGACGUCCGGAGGUCCCCCGGUGGGCCCACGCUCGACUCGCGGAUCACGGCCCGCGUUCGGGUAAAAAACCCUAACCAGAAACUGAAAAUGUCUUACGAAAAGAUUAGGGUUUUGGUGAAUGCGGCUAAAGGAGGGGCGGUUUUGGGGGUCGGGAGCGCGCGCGGGUUUACGCAAGAAAGGAACAAUGUGACGAGUUUGAAGGUUGACGUGAAUGCGGAGAACGGGAUUUUGGGCAAUGCUGAUGCGGACGAGUUGGAGAAGGGAUUCAAGAGCAAGAAUUUGUCGGUUAAUGUGGAGAUUUCGGGGAAGGUUGGGAUUAAGGGGGAUAAAUGGUCGGCCGGGAGUGUUGGCUUGAAGGUGGUUUGUGAAGGGGUAAGAUUAAUUAGUCGGGUCGAACGACAGAGUCCUAAGUGCCGGAUCAAGGUUUUAUGUAGGCUGAUCAACAGCACGAGCUAUUCAAAUGUGUGUAUUUAGAGUUUUUGACAUGGGGAAUAGUAUCAUAGAUAAGUUGGAUAUUAUGUACGAUGUGGUUGCUAAUGAUUUUCAGAAGUGAAAUUUAGUCCACAUUAAUUAAUUAAAUAACAG
Molecule: messenger RNA, 873 nt
Organism: Striga asiatica
Lineage: Eukaryota; Viridiplantae; Streptophyta; Magnoliopsida; Lamiales; Orobanchaceae
Source: the annotation of a GenBank genome assembly